AUGCGACAAUCAGAGACUAAUCGAAGACUAGCCGAAUACCUUCGUAUCGCACACUCCCCUCAUCGAGAAGUGCCGCGCGAACGAGUGACCACCGAGCACCUGGUCGUUGAUUCGCGCUCCCACUACUCGCCUCGCUCGAGCCACGAAGCGUUUAUUGUGGAAGCGUCGCCUUCCCGCUCUCCAGAGUACGAGUACGAGGAGGUGAUUGAGAGACCAAGGAGGCAUACCGUCUCAAGGCCCCGGUCUGUGUCUGUGCAUGCACACCGUCACGCAUCUCCCGUGCGAUUCAUUGAGCCUCGGGAGUAUGUUGAGGAACGUGUUGGGACAAGCGGCCACUCUGGGUCCAUGGUGCUCGUGCGCCCUCGGCACAGUGACCACGACGUCAGUGACUAUAUCCAAGACCUAGAAGAAGAAACAAGGCUCUUGCGAUUGGAGCGUCAGGGAGGCAUUGAGAUUACGAGACAGCGCGAGACAGACAUUAUCGAUGACAAGGGCAAUGUGGAGGAGGUGACGGAGGUUCGCCGCUCUGAACGCAGAGGUAACACUCCUCACAGGUUUUAUGCCCCCACAUCGCCCGUUCUCGACCAUAAUCAGUGUACUGACUUCAUCCUGUCUUUGCUCUCUACUAGUGCUAGCUUCACGCCUUUCGCACAGCGCACCCAGCAGUUGAUCAAGGAGCAACUGGGGCAGGCCGAAGACAAGACCCAGCUCCCCGAUGAAUACAUCGAGCUCGAGAAGCGCGUCGAUGCGUUGAAGCUUGUCCACCAGAAGCUCCUGUCGGUGACGGCUUCUGGCUUUUGGGGUCAGACUGACAGACAAUUUUUGUGGCUGUGCAGCUCUCAAUACUCCAACGAAGCCUACGACUACCCUCCCAACAUCCGCGAGUCCUUCAAUGAUUUGGGUCGCACGAUCAACGAGAAGGUCACCCUGCUCGCGCAGGCUGGCUCACCCGCUGAAGCCCAGGCUGCACUGACUGCACCUCCCUCCGCUAAGCCCCAGCCCAAGACUUUCAACCAUGCGAUUGCCCGCGCAUCGCUCGCCGGCUCCCAAACCUUGAUCAACAGCACCGAGGGCGAGGACCCGCUCGCCACCGCGCUGGAAAAGUACGCCUUGGCCGAGGAGAAGGUCGGCGAGGCCCGUCUGGCCCAGGAUGCCCAGAUCCAGUCCCGCUUCCUGGCUGGCUGGAAUACCACCCUCAACACCAACUUGAUGUUCGCCGCCAAGGCCCGCAAGAACGUCGAAAACGCCCGUCUUACUCUGGACUCGGUCAAGGCUGCUAAGAAGGCCGCCGCUCGGGGUGACCUGGACAACUUGAGCGAGGAUGCCCGUGCCGAAAUUGAGCAGGCGGAGGAUGAGUUCGUGGGCCAGACUGAGGAGGCCGUGAGCGUGAUGAAGAACGUCCUUGAUACCCCCGAACCCCUGCGCAACUUGGCCGAUCUGAUUGCCGCCCAGCUGGAGUUCCACAAGAAGGCAUACGAGAUCCUCAGCGAGCUUGCUCCUACCGUGGAUGCUCUGCAGGUCGAGCAGGAGGUAAGAGUCUCUUCUUUUUGA
This is a messenger RNA of Penicillium maclennaniae, 1551 nucleotides long. Its product is annotated as BAR domain-containing protein. NCBI's taxonomy places the organism in Eukaryota, Fungi, Ascomycota, Eurotiomycetes, Eurotiales, Aspergillaceae. The coding region runs from base 1 to 1551 and encodes 516 amino acids. The record is from RefSeq and is a predicted model, not a curated record. The transcript has 4 exons.